Synchiropus splendidus (mandarinfish) is the source of this 2559-nucleotide messenger RNA. RefSeq names its product zinc finger protein 436. NCBI's taxonomy places the organism in Eukaryota, Metazoa, Chordata, Actinopteri, Syngnathiformes, Callionymidae. The transcript is spliced from 2 exons. The record is from RefSeq and is a predicted model, not a curated record. The coding region runs from base 240 to 1967 and encodes 575 amino acids.
CCUGUGUUUACAUUGACGGUCUGAACAUGCAGCCCGCACGUUAACACGGCGGUGUAGUGACAGAUGAUGUGUUAACGGCAUGUGUUUUUGCCGUGGUAUAAACCUGUAACGACACUAACCGGCUUGCUAUCGUGAAACAUCGCAUCGCUACUCUACACCGAUGCCGUUGCUAACGCAUGCUAAUGGCUAGCCAACGAGAGUCUUCUCUGAUCUGCAGAACACCGUGAACCGUGAAUUAGAUGAAGAUGAAUUCUCCCAAAAAUGACACUCCAUCGGCCACAAGCGCCUCGGAUUAUGCAGCAGGUGACGCUGUCGACGGGUCUUUUGAAGAGGAUCUGACGGACAACGAAGACGUCCGAAUCAAAGAAGAACCGCUGUCGCUGGAGAUCGGUGAAGCUGAUUUCAAUGGAUUUGACUCCAGCGUGGACGCGUCGACACAAGCCCAAGUGGAGUAUUUAAAGGUUGAGGUCGACUCGGACGAUGUGCCGGAAUGUGAAUUCAGCGGUGGGACUGUUAAGGAGGAGUCCUGGAUGAAGGAAGACGAAGGGAACUUCAAUGACUUUGAGGAAGAGGAGUGUGCAGAUGCGUCCUCAGAUGUUUUCCCGUGCCCUCACUGUGACGUCUCCUUCACGGACCUGGAGUUUUUGGAGAAUCACGUGAAAUGGGUGCACCAGAAAGAGUAUCUCUCGGAGCUGAAGAAUUGCAUCUCCACAUGCACCAUCGGCCUUUUUCCCAAGCACGUCUGCACCGUCUGCAGCAGCAGCUUUCACUCCAAGGUGGACUUGAGGGUCCACGUCAGAGAGGUCCACCCCUCCGCUCCCCCGCGAAGGCUCCACCCUUGCCCCACGUGCGCUCGCAGCUUCCAGUAUUUGAAGAAUCUAAAGAAUCACUGCCAGCGCUGGCACAACAUGUCAGUGGGUAUUAGAGGGGGGCAUCUCACCUGCACUGAAUGUGGGAAGAACUUCAAAGCCACCUGGGGUCAAGGGCCACAUUUGUGCCACGAACCAGACCACGGAGAGUCGGAGGACACGCCCAUCUGUCUGGAUGUUGGCGUGCAAUGUCGAGUAUGUGGUAAGAAAGUAACCACGCCUCAGAGUCUGGAGAUUCACAUGCGCACACACACGGGUGACAAACCAUUUGUCUGCAAGGACUGUGGCAGACGGUUUAUGGAGCGCAGCGGCUGGAGUCAGCACAUGAAGAUCCACCGCGGGGAGAAACCACACAAGUGCCCCGUGUGCGGCAAAGCCUUCCUGCGGCUGCACCACCUGAAGUACCACGUCACCACUCACUCCGGCCACAAGGAGUUUUCCUGUCCAGAAUGCGGAAAAGAGUUCGGAUUGAAGGCCAGUUUGAAUCUGCACUUGAAGACGCACUCGGAUGAAAAGCCCUUUGUCUGCAAAGUUUGUGGGAAGAACUUUAACACUCGUAAGAACCUGAGGGUUCACAGCAAAAUCCACGCCGUUCAGAAAGCACAUCAGUGUGGAGACUGCGGCCUGAAGAUCACAGACCUGGGGGCGCUGAAGAUCCACCUGCGCACACACACCGGAGAAAGACCGUAUCACUGCACCGUCUGCGGGAGCAGAUUCAUCCGGAUAUCGCACCUGCGAAACCACCAGCGCACGCACACCGGCGAGAAACCCUACAAGUGCAACGAGUGCGACAAGAGUUUCACUCAGUCCGGCGACUUGGCCAAGCACAAAAGGACUCACUCGGGUGAAAAACCCUUCGAGUGUCCCGACUGCCACCGUCGCUACAUCUCCUCCGGCGACUUGAGCAAACACCGGCGGAUUCACUCCAACCUUCGACCCUACACCUGUGAGGAAUGCGGGAAGAGCUUUCGCUUGUCGGGUCACUUGAAAACACACAUGUUGACUCACACUGGGGAAAAACCUUAUUCCUGCCCCAACUGCCUCAGAAGGUUUGCACGCUCGCACCAUCUCUCAGGGCACGUAGCCAAAUGUCACUGAGCUGUGUCUGUCUUUUUUAUGGAAGUAACUCCCUACAGUUGAUGCCUGGGUGAUACAAAGUCUUGUCUCCCUAGUAAGGGAAAAUGCUUUCACCUGCACACGUGUCUUCUUCACUCACAGAAUGUCUCUUCUUACUAUAUUCUAUUGGGUCUCUUACUCCUUGUUACAGUUCUUCUGUUUCUUUACUUGGAAGACAGUUUUCUUCAAGAAUCCAUCAGUGUUGAACUGGACAACAAUGGCGUCGUACUAUGGUGUUACACCGUACAUGAGUAUUGAAAAAGAAAUGUAACAAGCUGCCAGAUUGAGGAUGACUUGAAUAACACUACAACUUUGAGUCAUCCAGUCAUUGCCAUGUGUACUUAGUGAUAUUGGUGUACAGUAUUAUAUGAACGCUGCAUGUACACAGACUGCUGUGUGUUACGUGACUGUGAUAAAGAUGUACCAUUUUAUUGUUACUUGAAACGGGACAAAUGAAUUGUUCUUUCUGUUACACUAUUUACAGGGACUUGAACAAGAGGUGGAGCAGAGGAUGGUGUGGAUGCAACCGAACUAUUGAAUCGAAACCACCAUACUUAAGAAAAUAAAGGCUCUU